UAUUAUAUGUUGUGAGAUAAAAUAAUAUUUUAUAAGUAGUAUAAAACAAAAAACUGUAGAAACCAAAUCCUAGUUAACUUUUCUCAUCCUCUUUCCUCAGCACCAGGGAUCUCACACAACAAGACGCGAAGCCAGGGUUUCAAUUGUAGGGAGAGAUAGUUAAUGAUGGAUGGAGGAGUGCCAAAUAUAAAGAAAUGGGUAGUCUUAUAUCCUGUUUACAUUAACUCAAAGAAAACAAUAGCUGAAGGAAGGCGGAUUAGCGUGGAAAAGGCGUGUGAGAAUCCCACUUGUGUUGAGAUAGGUGAUUGUUGUAGCCAUCUCAAACUUCCUUUUGCAAUUGAGAUUGAUAAGGCAUAUCCUCGAGAUUUCAUGCAAGUAGGUAGAGUGAGGGUAUUACUGAAAAGAGAAGAUGGGAGUUUAUCUAAUCCUGCUAUUCCUUCCAGAAAACAGCUUAUGCUCCAUGUUGCAGAAUUGGUACCUAGACAUCCUGGGAGGACCAAGAAGCAGGAGCCAGCAUCCACAUCAAAUGCUGCAACAUCCAAGUCUGGGAAGGGUGGGAAGAAGAAAAGAUAGUCUCUUCAUGGGAGAGGAUCAGGAAAAUAGUUGCUUGUAAUCGGCCAACCAGGAAUACAGAGCAUGUAAAUCUGUGAGUGUCCACGGUCUUGAAAACCCCUUCUAAGGAUUGAAGAUACUAAUCUGGUGUGAGUGUCAGCUCUUUGAUGCCAAGAUACUCAGAAUCACUGAAAUGUCUAGGUACACACCACUUGGCUAAUGAGGGUGCAUGGAACAUUGUUUUUUGGUUUCUUGCUCUUUUGUGCUUUUGGAUUAUAUCAAAGUUGAUACUAAAAUUUAAUGCAAUCAGAGAGCAGCAUGCAUAAGAGACGAUAUUCCAACCGAUUGAUCUAUCAAGUAGUGCAAAUUUAGUUGCAGCUGUCA
Molecule: messenger RNA, 936 nt
Organism: Populus trichocarpa (black cottonwood)
Lineage: Eukaryota; Viridiplantae; Streptophyta; Magnoliopsida; Malpighiales; Salicaceae
Product: signal recognition particle 19 kDa protein
Exons: 5
Coding region: 163-573 (136 amino acids)
Biological process (GO): SRP-dependent cotranslational protein targeting to membrane, signal sequence recognition; SRP-dependent cotranslational protein targeting to membrane
Cellular component (GO): signal recognition particle, endoplasmic reticulum targeting
Molecular function (GO): 7S RNA binding
Source: RefSeq, a predicted model, not a curated record